Molecule: messenger RNA, 1334 nt
Organism: Asparagus officinalis (garden asparagus)
Lineage: Eukaryota; Viridiplantae; Streptophyta; Magnoliopsida; Asparagales; Asparagaceae
Product: PHD finger protein At1g33420-like
Exons: 2
Coding region: 188-637 (149 amino acids)
Source: RefSeq, a predicted model, not a curated record
UUUCCAUUCUCCCCCUCAAUUCUCCCGCCCUUUUCUCUCUAACCCUAACCCUAGUUCCUUUUCCCUAACCGUGGUUCAUACUUCUCCUUUAUCGAUCUCUUCCAAAAAAAUCGACAAACCCUAAUUUAUUUCGUCCGAUCUAGCCCUGGAAACGAUAGAUCUAUCGGCGGUGACGAGAUCCAACGCCAUGGUUGUCAACGGCCGACCUUUGAAGCGAGCGAAGAGACGCGUGACAGCAGAUCUGCUCGAUUUCCUCGCGUUCUCAUCCGUGAUUGAUGCCGGUGGUAGGAUCUCGGAGGGAGCGUUCAGAUCCAGCGUCAGAUCGUUCCUUUCAAAGCACGCGAGGCUGCCGCCGCCUCCGCCGGCGCUGAUAUUCACGCCGUCGGCGAUGACGACGUGGCGAGUUUCGUUCAGGAUCGGUGGGGAGGGGAUCGUGGAGAUGGACAUCGUUGAAGAGGAGGUGAUCAGAUCCAAGUCGGUGUAUUGCGAUCAGUGCCGAGUUGUAGGUUGGAGUGGGCAUCCUGUGUGCAGGAAACGGUACCAUUUUAUUAUAAGGAACAACAACAAUCCCUUUUCUGGGUACCAUCAGAUGUGUAUGCGAUGUGGAUCCAUGUUGCACAUGUUGGAUUCACGGUGAGACAAGUAUCCCUUGUGUUUCUUUUAGGUCUUCUUUGUUUGGAGUUUUUGAGGCACUCCUUUGAAAAGCUAACAGAAUUUUAAAAACCAACUGUUGUAUAGUUUUUCACUAAAUUAUCACAAUUUCAAGAUGUUUAGUCCAUAUUAGUUCUUAUGUCUUGAGAAAAUUUGAAGCUUUAUAUGAAGUAUGUGCAGUUAAUAAUAUUUUAUAUAUGAUUUGAUCAUGUUUUGUUGCUUCCUUGAUAUUCAGUUCAGUGUAUGUUAGGCUAGAGUGUGAAUGCAUAUUUUGUUAGUAAGAACGAGAUUGCCAUCUCAUCUACUCUGGACUGGAAAAUGAUAAUUGUACUAUAAUAGUUGCACUACUCUUGUACUCUAAGAGUCUUAGACACAGUGAAGUGGGUCCAUUGCAACUCUUAAUUUACUUUUGCAAUUUAUAUGAAAAAAGGUCCCGCUUAUUUGUGUGUAGGAGUACAUAAGAGUAGCAUAACUCUUGUGUAUGGUUAUCACUACUACUCCGAAUAGGUGGUCAGUUAUCAUCACACAAAAUCUAUCGUAAAGUAAAUAAAGCGAUUUGAAAAAGCCUAAUUACGUUGUUGAGGUGGUGCAUUGUUCAUUGAUGCUUUUAAUAAAACUGAUUUGAUUGCAUUGAAGAACAGAGAGGAUGUGGUGUAAGUGAUGAGAAAAGGAAAGGGUAAAAA